AUGAGGGGAUUAGUCCUGGUGUUGGCCCUUUGGGGGGUGGCAGCCACAACAGAGAUAGACUGGAAGCCUUCAAGACAGCAGGGAGGAAACCUCCUUCCAACAAGAGCAACGGCAAGGAGAUCAGCAACAACAGCCAGACUGACAGCUCACACUAGACAGGAGAGCCUUCCUGAACAUCGUCCUGUCAUCAGAAUAGCAGCAGAAACGUGGCAGCCAUAUUUCCUGAUCAGCUGUGACGGUGGUGGCACUCCUGUGUACUCUGGCAUCAUGUGGGACCUUCUCUUGAUUAUCUUAGAUAAGAUGAAUCUCAGGUUCGAGAUUGUGCGUCCUCCUGAUGGGUUAUGGGGCGUGGCUGACGCUAAUGGGUCGUGGAACGGCAUGUUGGGAAUGAUUCAGAGGCAGGAGGUGGAUAUGGCCCUGGGUCCCUUCGCUGUGUCGUACCAGCGUACCAAAGUAGCAGAUUUCCCAGCUACUAUCUUCGUGCUCCCUCACCGUUUGUACCUGGCCAGACCCACAGGCUCGUACAGUCUUGGUGACUUCGUCAGGCUGUAUCAACCCAAGGUGUGGGUGAUUGUGUCACUCAUCACACAGGUGUGGGUGAUUGUGUCACUCAUCACACAGGUGUGGGUGAUUGUGUCACUCAUCACACAGGUGUGGGUGAUUGUGUCACUCAUCACACAGGUGUGGGUGAUUGUGUCACUCAUCACACAGGUGUGGGUGAUGGUGCUGGUGAGUAUCGUCGUGACUACAGCAGCAGUAUGGCUCACUACAGGCGUCAAAGGCUCUUUUAACCCCGUCAAGAACACCUCCUUCAGAAGGACCACCACCUCCUUCACAUACAUAUUCCUGCACGUGUGGGGCGCCCUCCUACAGGCGUCUGCCUUGGAAGGAGCGAGGUGCAUGGCUGUUGAUGGAAUUGGCUGUGGUGGCAGGGUGCUGGCUGCACCUACGGCAGUGCUGGUUGCUACAGACAUGCAGUGUGGCACUUUCCUUCUCACCCGUGGACAGCUGUGGAACAGACAGUGUUCCUGGAGGUGGGAACAGGGAGGCAUCAUCCUGCAGACUUUUAAGACGGCUGAGGUGAAGCUGUACAAGAAACUACUGGCUGGGUCAGAGGGUGUCUUCCCAGACUGCUUCGCUUCUCGCUACGACAUCGCUCAGGGGAAGUUCGCAGGUCUGUGCGAUGUGCUUGCCGGGGAGAUGAUGGUAGCCGAAAGCUACUCCGAGUCUGGUCGUUGCGAGUUCUUCAGUCCUCGUGAGAACAUCGUCACUCACUCCUACACUAUGAUCAUGAAGAAAGGAUCGACUCUCACUAACCAUCUCAACUUCUGGUUGAGUCAGCUGCAGGAGAGAGGUUGGGUGGAACAGCUGGUCAGGAGAAGUGUCAACAAUGGCAGUAUAUGCAACCUUCCACCAGGCCAGGAGGAUGGUCACCAUCCACCUACACCUCUCACUAUAUACCAGAUGUGGGGAGUCUUUGCCAUACUGGUAGCAGGUGUUGGAGUUGCUGGACUGACCUUCCUAGUGGAACUCAUCAUCACACUGACUUCUAAAUAAUACACACUUGCAAAUAUUCCUCUUCUGUUGUGCCGAGAGAACACUAUGGCUGGCCAAGACUCGCUAUCAAGUGAUUGUUUGGCUGGCCAAGACUCGCUAUCAGAUGAUUGUUUGGCUGGCCAAGACUCGCUGUCAGAUGAUUGUUUGGCUGGCCAAGACUCGCUAUCAAGUAAUUGUAUGACUGACCAAGACUCAUUAUAAAGGUACUGUCGACUCAUGAUUCCUUCCAGUCAAUAAGCUGCAGGUAUAAUCUAAAUCCAGUGUUGAUCAUUUACCAAGUGUACUAAUUUUAUUCACAGUCUACACUGAUUGUUCAGCAUUAUUAUUAUGUGCAACAAAGAGAAUUGAAAACUGGUUUCAGAAA
Cherax quadricarinatus is the source of this 1921-nucleotide messenger RNA. The record is from RefSeq and is a predicted model, not a curated record. NCBI's taxonomy places the organism in Eukaryota, Metazoa, Arthropoda, Malacostraca, Decapoda, Parastacidae.